Messenger RNA from Passer domesticus (house sparrow), 1071 nucleotides. RefSeq names its product GID complex subunit 4 homolog (gene GID4). The transcript is spliced from 6 exons. Gene Ontology annotation, cellular component: GID complex. The record is from RefSeq and is a predicted model, not a curated record. Lineage: Eukaryota; Metazoa; Chordata; Aves; Passeriformes; Passeridae. Bases 134 to 814 code for a protein of 226 amino acids. Gene Ontology annotation, biological process: protein targeting to vacuole; proteasome-mediated ubiquitin-dependent protein catabolic process; protein catabolic process in the vacuole.
GCGCGGAGGCGCUGCCAGGAGGCCCCGACCCAGCGGCGGCCGAGGCGUGAGGGAGCGGAGCGCAGCGGAGCGGGCGGCGUCCCCCGGCCGCACCCCGGCCCCGGCCACGCUGGCGCCCGGGGACCCCCCCGAGAUGCCGGUUCGGAGCGAGAGGCGCCGCGCUGGAGGGGCGGGGGGCUCGGCCUCCUCCGCCGCCGCCGCCGGAGCGGCCGCCAGCAGCCUGGUGCCGCCGCCCCCCAUCAACACGGCGCAGCCCGGGGUGGCCACUUCGCUUCUCUACAGCGGGGCCAAGUUCCGCGGGCAGCAGCGCAGCAAAGGCAACGCCUACGAGGUGGAGGUCGUCAUGCAGCAUGUGGAUAUGGAAAACUCCUAUCUCUGUGGAUACUUGAAGAUUAAAGGCCUUACAGAGGAGUACCCAACCCUCACCACGUUCUUCGAGGGCGAGAUAAUCAGUAAGAAACACCCGUUCCUGACGCGCAAGUGGGACGCCGACGAGGACGUGGACCGCAAGCACUGGGGGAAAUUCCAGGCUUUUUACCAGUAUGCAAAAACAUUUAACUCUGAUGACUUUGAUUAUGAAGAUCUAAAAAAUGGGGACUAUGUCUUCAUGAGAUGGAAGGAGCAGUUCCUAGUCCCAGAUCACACCAUCAAGGACAUCAGUGGUGCUUCCUUUGCUGGUUUCUAUUACAUCUGCUUCCAGAAGUCAGCAGCAUCUAUAGAGGGCUAUUACUACCAUAGGAGUUCAGAAUGGUAUCAGUCGUUGAAUUUAACGCACGUUCCCGAGCACAGCGCUCCUAUCUACGAGUUCCGAUGACAGCUGCCCACGUCUGAGAACACCCAGAAGCAAAGGGGCAGGAGGGCAUGGCCUGCCAGGAGAACUGUGUCCCUGUGGGAGCACGGCAAUGCACGCUUCUCUCCUGCCCUUGGACUCGAGAGAGAGAGAGAAAGAGAGCCUGGAUGUGAACUCACCCAGCCCGAGGAGCUGCUGGAGCUUUGUUCUCCCUCCUGUCGAGUGGCCAUUUGAUCUUUACUCUGGUUUUAAGCUACUUUAAUGCACUUUCUUGUUGCACA